ACGCACACGUCCACGCACACACGCAUACACAAACACACGCGUACGCACACUCACCGAGCUCUUCUCCGACAGAGGAGAGAGAGCGAGCGCAGAGAGGGAUACGCAAAGGGAGAGAGAGAGACUAUAGGAACGCAGUGGCUUGUGUGUGUGUGCGUGUGUGUGUGUGUAGGUACGCUCGCUCGGUGGUAGAAACGACUGGCGGGGCGGAUAUGGAGGGGCUCAGGAAAAACGCUGGGAACUGACCGAACACCGAGACGAAGAGAGAGAGAGAGAGAGAGAGAGGGGAAGGACGGACGGACAGCACGGAAGGAAGGAAGGAAGGAAGGAAAGGAGGAGAGAGAGAGAAGUCUGACAGAGGAGAGGAAGACUGUGAAGAAGGGGCUCGUCUGGAACACAGAAGGAUCCUAAGGAGCGAGCCCUGGGCUGGAUGGGACCCACCAUGCCCCCCAGUAAGAAGGCCCAGAGCCCCAGUAGUGGAGCCAGUGCCUCGCAGGGUAUGAGCCCGCCGUACCGGCAGGGGGACGCUGCCACAGCUGCAUCCGAGGCCGAGGCAGCUGACCUAUCCCUUUCCCUGUCCGCCUCCUUCUCCAAGGCCGAGGACGAGGAGCUCACCAGCCUCUCCUGGCUCCAUGAAAGCACUGACCUCCUCAACAGCUUCAGCCACUCGGGGCUGCGUAGCGUCUCCCCCCUCCAGGACCCAGACGGUCAGCACCCACGCUCACCCUCCUCCUCGUCUCCCUCCCUGGAUGACCCCCUGCUCGGCGAUGCACACUCCGCGUACGACUUGGCAGCAGGGGCCAACCGAAAACCGCCAUACUCCUUCAGCUGCCUGAUCUUCAUGGCCAUUGAGGAUGCGCCAAAUAAGCGGCUGCCUGUCAAGGAUAUCUAUGGCUGGAUCCUGGAGCACUUCCCUUACUUUGCAAGCGCCCCCACAGGCUGGAAGAACUCAGUGCGCCACAAUCUGUCGCUCAACAAGUGCUUCAAGAAGGUGGAUAAAGACCGGAGCCAGAGCAUAGGCAAAGGCUCUCUGUGGUCCAUAGAUCCGGAGUAUAGGCACAACCUGAUCCAGGCACUGAAGAAGACGCCGUACCAUCCCUACUCGCCCGGCCUGGCCACCCCCUCCACCUCCCCUCCCACCUUGCCUCAGACAUUUCACCACAGUCCUCCAUUGUGGUCGGGGAGUCCCCUCUUCAGAAAGAAUGGAGGAGUUCUCCUACAAGUUCCUCGUGGAGUGAUCCAAAAUGGCACCCGUGUCAGGAGCCAGGCACUCUUCCCUGUGAUAAGACCCCUACCUGUAAGCCCUGUGGGGAGCAGAACCUCGGCCAUAAGAUCAUCCCUGGGAGAUUAUCUAAGCCGAGGACAGGACAGCCCAUCGCGCUACACUCCUCCGCCCUGCAGCGAGGACCUCCAGGACGACCACACUUACAGCACCGCCAAAUCCCCCAGCAGGCUGUGCUCCUCCCAGGUCGCCACCCCUUCCUCCCUCCUGGACGACGACGACGAUAUCAUCGCCGUAGAGAUCCAAUCAGACGUCAAACCCGAGCCCCGGGAGAUCCCGCUGGAUUCUCACGUCACCACUGCCGCCGCCACCUACAUUUCCCAGCAGGCCCUGCGCGGACAGAGACGUAGUUCAGGGGCAGGAGCUGGGACUCUGGCAGGAAGCAGUUUGCCCUGGACCAAAAACCGAGCGAGGGGCAUUAGCGACACCUUGCCGCUGAAGAAACGGCGCGCGGCGGCGGUGGAGAAGCCGCCGGAGAGUGACGACGAGGAGAUGAAGGAGGCAGCGGGGUCGCUGCUCCACCUGGCGGGGGUCAGAGCCUGCCUCAACAACAUCACAAACCGCACCGCCAAGGGCCAGAAGGAGCAGAAAGAGGCCCUGAGAAACUAAGACGCACACGUAGAAAAAGUACAUAGUCAUGCAAACACACACGGACAGUAUACAGCUCAAAGCACGCACACACACACACACAUACAAAACACAAAUAGGUCAACAGGUAACGUUACUACAGCAUUAGUCUCAACGGACACUUCUCAUCUCCCUCUAUCUAUCUGCAGGGCAUUAGGUGAAUCCUACUUAUUUGUGGCAAUAUCAAAAAUCUAUGUUUUCCUACAUGUUCAGCAACACUAACAUCAAUGGGUAUUUCUCAUGUGUCUUUGUUGUUUUUGUUGUUUAAAAGGGGAUGAAAGCCAUAAAAAAGCAUUGUUUUGUCACUAAUUUGGACAAGUUGAACACAACAAAACUGAAUCACAUUGAGGAGCGUACAGUACAUAAACACGAAAGAUGGCUGUUUGUCUUACCUGUUUUUUUCAAUGUGAAUCUGUAGCAAUCUUGCAGUGAUGCCAGCAAUGACGGCAGAGCCUAUUUAACAAGACUUAGAGCUCUCUCGGCCGCUCACUGGCAUCACUCUCCUACAUCCACGAGCACAAAUGUGAGACUGUGCCAAAGAUAAGCGACCAGGUUGCUUCAUGUAGCCGAUACGACAGUUGACAAAAAAAAAAGGAAUGCAUAGUAGUAAAGAAGAGAGAAUGACCUUGAGUGUCAAAAUAAUUGUAAAACCCAAUGUGAUAUAUAUUCAUGCACUUAAGAUUAUUUAACGCCACUUAUAAUAGAUGCAUCAUGGGUAAAGACAUGGUUUAUUUCAAGAGCACUCAUAGUAUUUAAGAAUAGAUAUUUUAAAAUGAAAAAAAAGGUCAUGUUUAUCACCAUAGCGAUGGAUAGUGUGCCGGGUCUGAGGCAAUAUCUCCUUCAUUUUGUUGUUGUUGUUGCAUAAUGUAAACGUCCCUAAAACUUCCCCAGUACUUCUGUUCAUAGACGUAGACACCUGGUAUAGAUAUCGUAGCUACCAGUAGCUACCACACCUUCCUAUUCAUUUGACAAGGUCAAAGAACUAUAUACAUAAACUGUGGGUUUAGAUUUCUGUUUGUGUCUGUUUACCCUCACUCUACCCUCAUAAAGAUAUAAGCAAUUUGUCCCGUGUGGACAACUCUGUAAAAAGGUUAGAAAAUAUUUUAUUUUUUUCCUUUCUUAAUUGAAGCAAUUUGACCUGCAGGACUUUCUCAGUUAUAUUGCAUGGGUGCUUGUAAAUAAGAUAAAAAGCAAAUCUUUUUUAUUCAAAGAUCAUGUAAGAUAAACAAUGUAUUUAGCAUGAAGCAUGACUUAUUUUCAUAUAAACCUUGAUCCUAGAGGAAAGAAAAAAGUUUUGCCGCCAAUUCUUAUACCCGUGAUUAUAUUGGAUUUUUUGUUUGUUUGUUUGUUUGUUUGUUUGUUUGUUUGAAUCUUUUGGGUUCUUUUUUUUUCUGAACGGGCUUUCAAAGACACGUCUUCAGGGAGGAAUGUGGGAGAUCACUCUGCAAUUAGAGGCCCGAGGGUGCCACCUCUGGGCUUCGGGUUCAGGCUAUGUACGCCAGCUGAAUCACCUCUUGGGGGUGGGCUUCCGUCUUCUUCUGCCUGUACAGUGAUUUUUAGGUGUUCAGUGUUAACCCCAGUGUUAUUUCAGAACACAUCUGUAGAGUGUGUGAGUUUGUGUGCCCAGGAACACACACCCUUUAACAUUGUGCCUGCCUGCCUGCCCUCAGUACCUCUGUUGUCAUGUCUCUGACAUGUUUUGACAGAAAGUUACCUGUCUUUAUUUAUAACAGUAUUGGUUUUUUCUCUCUCUCCUGUGUGUAAAUGUACAUGUGUCCUUAUUUUCCAUCAACAUUGUUCAGUGUAAAAGUAUGGAUCAGACGGGCUUGGGAAACUUUGUAGGUGCCCUGAAAGAACCUCAUAUCUCAAAAAAAAAGGCUACUCUGGAGUUGAAUUGAAAAGGAAGAGAGAAUGUAGGAGAUGGAAUAAAUUUUUGAUUUACAUACAGUAUUGUUAAGGAAUUACCUGCCAUUGUGGAUGUCAAGCUUGCAUACAGUCUAUCACAUAUUUAUCUUAAGAGACCAAUCUGAAGAUCAGAGGGUUUUUUACUAUUUUGCCAAGACGUAUGUGUAUCUCACUUAUGGUCAUGAAAACACUGACUUGAUUGAAAUUCACAAGGACAGUACUGAGUGCUGACAUUUUUGCAUCAGAGGUGAUAUAGAUACUGCACUGCCAUUAUUUGGCAUGCUUUCACUGAAACAGGAAUGAAUUAAAGUAUUAAUUUCCCCCCACUUACACAGAUGCAGUGCAAAUAAAAAAGCAGCUUUAUAGGAGAAAACAUGGGCUGAGUUUGGUUGUAGCAGCAGAGUCAGACAUGGUUUUGUUUAAGCUGUUGAGUGAUUGUCAGCGAGCCAAGCAGGCAAACAAAUGCAUGUCCCAUCCACUGGUACAGUCUUUUGCCACCUGUAGCAUGCAUCACUGGCUUUGCAUUUUGUAUGGUAUCCAUGCCGACAUAUAAAAAAGGCUAAAAGGAGACACUGUCAGUGUUCGUGUUGUGUGCCAUCCGUCUCUCGUCUGAUAUCUGUCUGAGUGCUCCCGCGGCCCAGGUCAAGCACUCUGCUGUACUUGCAGUAACAAUCCACUGUUGUGGUGACUAAUAACGUGUUCAGCUGGCAAGAGGCAUGUUGAGGGAUGAAUGUGUUGCUUUAGCAACCACCUUUUUUCCUCUGACUCAGUGACAUGCAGGAAAGAUGAACGCUUGACCUACCAGUCCUGGAAAAACAGAGCAACACAUAGAAUAUAUGUGGAACAUUUUAAAGCAAAUGAAACAUACUGCCUGAGAAGCCCCCUAAAACAAGUGUUUCUUUCAAACCUGCCAAACAUACAGUGAAAUGCUCUUAAAAAACAGUUGCCAUUUUUUGUUUGUUGUUUUAUGUGCAUUUUCUGUUCUGUUUUCUCUCUAACAAAAUUAUCUACAAUACUGCCAUUAUUUUUUGGGAGACUGUCUGAGCUGAAUAUUGGAAAGCCAUAGGUUAGAGAUGUCAAAAUGCAAACCUGUUAUCGAUCUGUGAGAUGUGAUGCGGAGUACACCCAGGUGUUGUUUUUUUUUCAGUAAAUGUUCAAUUCUCUCCUUGUUGUGCAAUCAUAUUGCCAAAGAAUGAUUUCAAGACCUAUUUCAUCACUACAUGUAAAUAUCAACGUUGUCCAAUACCGUGGCAAAAAAUAUAUAAAUGUUGUUUUAUUUUGUUUUCCAUUUUCUGAAAAACUGCAAUGAUGUUUAUGUGAUGUAUUGUCUUCCAGUUGGUUGCAAUAAUAAAAAAUACAAGUUGCAGAAGA
Micropterus salmoides (largemouth bass) is the source of this 5182-nucleotide messenger RNA. RefSeq names its product checkpoint suppressor 1 (gene ches1). Bases 428 to 1888 code for a protein of 486 amino acids. Gene Ontology annotation, biological process: regulation of DNA-templated transcription. Gene Ontology annotation, cellular component: nucleus. The transcript is spliced from 6 exons. NCBI's taxonomy places the organism in Eukaryota, Metazoa, Chordata, Actinopteri, Centrarchiformes, Centrarchidae. The record is from RefSeq and is a predicted model, not a curated record. Gene Ontology annotation, molecular function: cis-regulatory region sequence-specific DNA binding; DNA-binding transcription factor activity.